AUGACACUAUUCAACCCGACAACCGUCCUCGUCGGUUUCCUCCUCCUAUACCUCUCCUCCUUUCUCAUCUUCGCUAUCGUCCGCAUCGCGACCGGAAUCUCGAUCCAGCGGAUAGGCUACUUCUCGCUGCGCCGCAUUGCAUACGUUCCGAAGGAGGGGGUGCAGAUUGAACUCCGCGGACUCGGACUCUCCUUGCAUCCGCCCUCGUUCGCCCAACCGACAUGGCUGAGCCUGCGACUCACAGACCUGAAGGUGACGCUCGACCCGUCGGCCGCAGCGAAGAGGAACAAUUUGGCGGGCAAAUCGGAGACCGAUGAUCCCCAGAACCCGUCCGAUGACGAACCACUUCAACAAGAGAAUGCGGAAGGUGACGGAUCGGACGCUCGCAAAAACAAGACAUGGAUUGCGCUCAAUCGCAUUAAGGAGCAGGUGAAGCGCAUACACCGGAAGGUCCAUUGGUUGCGGUUGGUGGAUAUUGUUGCCGUUAAUACCACAGUCAACUUUCUCGAGGCCGGGCAGGUUCAGGUCGGCACGUUGUCAUUGGCGGUGGAUACGAGACGUAAGAUGGUGGAGCGAGGGAAGGUCUUUCGUCGGAAGAAAGGCGAGUCUGGUGAACAAAGGCCUGCUGAAUGGAUUCUGAAUGUGAACAACGUCCAACUUGUUGUCGAGGGCAAUGAGCCUGUUGAACUUCUGGACCAUGUUGGGGUGAACAUACACGGGAUGUUGCAGAAGGGUCUUGAUGGCUUGAGGGAUGCGUCGGUUGCUUUCAAAAUCGGGAGGAUGCAUAUCCCGUAUGAUGACUUGAUGCUUCUAGCGCAGCGCAUAAAGCGGUCCCGAAGGCCGACUAUUCCAAUCGAUAUUGCGGAACCCGACGAGGAGGUCUCCUUCGCCGAUUAUGUGGAAGAGCUGGAGAAGCCGGGCAGCACAGAUGAGUCAAUUGUUACGACAGUCACUGCCUCCAAGGAGUUUGCCGGCUCUCUUCUGCGUGGAAUCCAGGAGAUCCAGGUAGCACUGAGCUUUUUCAGGCUAUCUCGGGCAGUCCAGUCGCCGUCCUCCGACCACAAUACUGUUUACCUCAAUGUUGUAUCCCACGAAAUCGGUAUUGACCUCCACCGAAUGGACCAGACGAGUCCGGCGCAUCGUAUGUACUUCCAGCGGAAUGACAUUGCUCACCAAGCACUUCUUGCGGCUAUCUCCCUCUCCGUGAGUUUAGACGACAGCUCAGGAGAAACGGACAACAUUCUGUAUAUCCCCAUGGCCACUACAACUAUCAAGACUACACUACCAUCUAAAACAAUCAGCUCAUAUGAUGGCUUCAAUGCGGAAGAGCGAAAUACAAACAUCCUUUUCGCCAAUUUAGUUGUCACCUCUCCUGCCCUUGACCUCGAGCCCCGCCAUGUUUCGCGACUUUUGGGCUUGGCUCAACACAAGGCAUCAAGAUCUCGAGGAAAGAAAAGGGCGAAAGGCCAGUUGAUUUCGCGUCUACUUCCCAAGGCGAAUAUCAAACUCUCUGUCCACGAGCCGGUUGUCCGCUUUGUUCUUCCGAUUCAGGACUCCCCUUCUACCGGUGAAGAUGACUAUAAUCUCCUUAUCUCCUCAAUCUCUUCCAUCUCCGUUGACCUUGAAUCUUCUCACUCUUCCGAGGGCGGCGCCCACUACUCCCUAUCAUCUAUCUAUCGGGUUGCGUCCCAUAAAUUUUACUACCAAACGCCAUCUGGAAUCAAACACAAUCUCCUAACGACAGAUAAUAUGGAAUUAAAAUUCCAUCUUAGCGCAUCACCAGAGGUAUGCGUUAUGGUCUCUGGCACUCUGAAUACAUUCUCAGCCCACAUGGUCAACUGGGAGGUCAACCGUGGGAUACAACAAGUCGUCGAGCAAUUCCACGCUCAAAUGCGACCUAAGCAGAGAUACCCCAUCGCGGUUGAAGAGCGGAGGCCUAGUGUACUGAGACGCCUUCCACUUUGGUUGACCCGGUUUCAAUUUGAGGCAACUGGAUUCAGUCUGGAAAUUGCUGGGGUUGAUGAAAGUGUAUCGAAUGCGACGCGGGGCGUCUCAUUGCAACUUCAGUCAUGGACAGCUGAUUAUCGAGCCCAGAAAACAGAGCCAAGUGCUGUGAGCAUGGUACGGCGGCGAACUCCCAGCCACUCCACAAUUGGCGACGAGUCUCCAUUCAGAUUUACUCCUACGUCUCCUCCCAAACAAACCAGAGCAGGAGCUGCAGAUGGCAGGCGGCUAGCUUUCCAUGCCCGAGGCUUCGAGGGGUUUGUCAUUGAAUCCGAAGACUAUCUUGAGUCCGAGCCAUUUCUUUCGCUUCCAAGAUUUGAGGUGGCACUCAGCACGUCAAGUGACCGUCUGGGGCCGCUAUUCAAUAUCCACUCCGUAAUCAAGGGCGUUUAUCUCCAAUACUCGCUUUAUCGAUACUAUUGUCUCAGUGUUGCACUGUCCGUACUUCAAGGGGCGUUCUUGAAGCAAGCAGACGCGUCUUCCCAGAAGUAUGGUAAUGAUUUCCAGCCUCCUUCUUCUCCCCGCCCUGCCAUGCAGAGGAGCGAGCUUAUUACGGUAGAUGUAAAAGCUACCGCAAUUCAACUCAAGACCUUCAUGCCCGCAGACCCACCAAUGCUGCUUCAGGUAUAUGGUGUCACCGCCGGCUAUCACCGCCAUUCAGCCCCAUUUCUUCGAGCCCACCUGGUCCGACUACAUGCCGAAGCACCUAAACUCAAAGGUGUUUGGGCAAGGAUUGUCAGUAUGAACAACGUCCGUCUCGAUAUGCGGAAAAUGAAAUUGAAGCAGGGCAAGAACCUGGUGGAAGAUAACUCGAUCGAUAUCUGGACCGACUUCGUACGAUUAGGUGUUCCCCACCAUAUGAUCAUGCAUCGCAUUUUCGACAAUGUGAUUAAUACCUCCAAGGCGCUUAAACAACUACAUCAGCGCCAGAAGACCCACUCUUCAGAAUUUACGUCAAAAAGAGGGCCAGAAGAGCCAAAGAAAGUGCCAAAGAUCUCGUUUCGGAGUAAAGCACUCUUAUUUGAAUUGGAGGAUGAUGCUUUUGAGUGGAAGCUUGGGUGUAUAUAUCGAGCCGGUCUUAUUGAACAGCGCCAACGACGAGCUAGAGAGGAUGCAUUUGACUUGAAGGUGCAGAAACUUAGGGAAUCCGAUCAACGGCGGACCUCUUCCAGGCUACGUACUCGGUCUAGUCACCGAACGCUUCGCAGUGAGCGAGUCAGUUCGGAUACGCGCAGAAGCAAGAGUGCUGAUGCCAAACCAAGGGAUGAUGCGAAAUCAAGGGACGAUGCAUCCGAUGAGAAGCGUGGACGUGGCAAGAAAUUCAGGUACGAUACCGAGGGUGUCUCCAGCUUCUCUUGCGACGCCAAGUUGUCCGUGGAGAACGCUCGGUACCGCCUCCAGCAGUACAACGCGCGAAGCUGGAAGUCUAAGAUCGACGCCGUGAUGCAAUUCCAGGGUUCGUCCAUCAGGGAGGUCCGAAACCUAUUCUCGGGAGCCGAUGAGCCCCCUGAAGAUGUGGUUGAAACCGAGACGGUGCUCGCAAUACCGAAUAGACCCGCUCUCAUGGCUGCCUUGAUUAGCGACGUGAACCUAGUAAUCGAUAAACCGACGUUUCCUUAUGAAAAAUAUCCCCAGUUCCUUCAUGACAUUGGCAAAGGCAUGCCCAUGUCUACGAAGUAUGCACUACUGAUUCCUAUGAGUAUCCAGCUAGACAUGGGCGAGGCUCGUGUCAAUCUGAGAGACUACCCCUUGGAUUUCCUGCACAUACCGGCGCUGCGACCCGGGCAAUCACCUCGACUUCCAAGUUGGUCGCUCCGAACCAACUUUGUUAUUGCUGAAGAAUACCGUGAUUAUAAGUCGUCGAGGCAAGUGAAGGUGGAACUUGUUCCUUCGUCCGAGCUGCCCGAUGGCACGACAAGCCCGCCUUUCGUCCUUGAUGUGUGGAGGUCUGUUAGUCCCGUGAAGACCUAUUCAGAUCCUGUUAUCGAGAUCAACACAAAUCUCCCCACGAGUAUAUCCUGGGGCAUGUCAUACCAGCCUGUUAUUCAGGACAUGAUGAAGAUCAUUGAAGGAUUUACCAAGGUGGAAAUUGAUCCCUCUGACCGAGUCGGAUUCUGGGACAAGAUUAGGCUCAGUUUCCAUUCUCGGAUUCGAGUCAAGUGGAAGGAAGAUGGUGAUGUUCAUUUCCGCAUGAAGGGCUCUCGCGAUCCGUACGUGGUAACCGGAUUUGGCUGCGGAUUCGUCAUGUGUUGGCGCAAAGACGUCCAGUGGAACAUCCAUACCAGUGAUGAUCCGAUGGAAUUCAUGAGUGUUACUAGUGGAGAAUACGUCCUGGCAAUUCCCGACUACAGCCACGAAGCCCGUUACAUGGCCGAGGCAACAGCUGAUGAUCUCGAAUCAGCCUCAACAUCGAGCGAUGUUAAGAAUGCGGCUUACUUCAAGAAGGUCAUCAUGAAAUUAUCGGGUGAUGUGAAAUGGGGUGCUGGCUUGGUUUUCGAGCGCAAUGUCAACGAUCGUGAGCGGUCGAUGGAGUUUAGGCCUCACUACGAUGUAGUCCUGCAGAACCCUAUCUACGUCGAUGCAGAACAACGCAAGGAUUACGAUGCUUAUCGCGGAUUCCGAAGCAAUCACAUCCAUCUUUCUGUCGCCAUAAUUGCGCCGGACAGCAAGAACUGGGCUUCCGAUUUUGAGAAGCCAACCUCGAGCUACAACACAGUUCAUUUGACCCCGCGUUUCUUUACGCAUUUCUACAGCUGGUGGUCGCUUUUCUCUGGCGUUAUGUCAUUGCCUGUUCGUCAAGGAAAGCUGUGGCCCGGGAUUACGAAAACGAACAAGAAGUUCAAUCGGCAUUUGGCUACUAUCAAGUAUAAGUUGCUUCUAGCUCCUCUAUUUGUCGCCCACAUCUACAAGCAUAAGGAUUCCGAAGAUUAUGCGGAAGAUGUCGUCACCGCCACGGGAUUAAAAGUUCGACUAGACAGCUUGAAGUUGGAUGUGCAUCAACGACGCGAACAAAUCAAGGUCCCAUCCAAAGGACGGCUGAGACAACCUCAGGCCAGUGCUAUCCGGAUUUACAAGGCAGAGUUGGACUUGCAGGCUGCAGACUUUAGAGCCGUUUCCGCAAGUAUUGAAGGAACGAAUCUCGAUGAUAUCGAAAGGAAACGAGAUGACAUUCUGUCUUCCUUCCAACAACCAGUGGUACCAGCUGACCUAUCUCGCUUCACCAUUCCGGAUCAUAAUCUCGACUGGGUUGACAUGGAUGAUUUUGUCGAGCUUGAUUGGAUCCUCCCGCAGGAGUCUAAUCCUCGAACUAAGAUCCUGCCACUGGCCUUUACUCCUCGCUUCACAUACUUCAGACAGACAGACCACCGAGAAAUUGCUCCUGGUCAACCUGGCUACUCCAGCUUUGGGCAUGAGGAUACCCACGCGUGCGUUAUGUCCGAAAGAAAUGAGCCCCGUCGGGUACAGAUAGAGCUUAUCAAAGACCGACUUUCUACGGUGGAAUCCAAACUACAAGAAUUUAGCCGCACCAUUGGCGAGCUGGAGUUGCAGAUGGCAAAGGAUAUUGACAACAAUGAGCGGCUUAAGGUCCAGCACGGCGAAUAUCUCCGGCAGGCGGCAUCGCUCGCUCGAAGGCGCGCUUUUCUGACCGCGGGGCUUCAACGACUGGAGAAACAGCUUCUCCGGAGCACCAGGGGCCCUGAUGUCAACCAGAAUGAAGCUGCCGAUUCAGACUCGGCGAGCGAGAGCAGGGAAACGGACUUUGAUGCAUUUUACUCAUCCGCCAAUGAUGAUGUGAACAGCGAUUUCAACAACCGGUUUAUGAUCCACAGCGUGCAACUGAAGUGGAACAACUCGCUAAGGAACAUCAUACUCCGUUAUAUCCACCAAGUCAGCCAAAGACGUGGGUUUGUGUAUUACAUGUCUCGGAGGGCUGUCAAGUUUAUCUUGGAUAUUGUUGAAGAACAGAGCAAGAACCAAGGAAGUUAUUCCAAGAUGUUUAAAAGCUCAUCAAGGAGGCCUUCUACCACUGUGAACGACAUGAACGACGAUGAUUCAGAUGUGGAGGACCGCAUCGAGCAGCUGCUCCAUGAUGCCAAGCGCUUCGUCAAUGCAGAGGAACUAGAACGCUCCGGCUCUGGCCGAAAAGAUCCAGCAACCGUCAGGGCUGAGUCCAGUCAAAGCAUAUCUCCCGAGUUCACUGCGCAAAAUAGUUACUACCUACGACUCAUUGCGCCUCAAAUCCAGCUGCAGAGCGAGAAGAAUCACAAAUCGGUGAUCCUUGUUGCUGCAAAGGGUAUGCAACUUGAGGUUGUGUCUAUCAUGGACAAAGAGCGCACCUUCGACGAUAUUAGCGGUCUCGUACAACGCCGUUUUACCCUCAGCAUGGAUGGCGCUCAAUUCUUUGUUGCAGCGCAGAAGAAUCUCAUGACGUAUUUGCAGUUUUACGCCGGGAACAAAUACGGAAAUGCCCCGGGGUCUGCAUGGCCGCCUUGGCUUACUCUUGAGGCUAUGUUUGAUUUCGAGCUUAAUCCUUUCGGCUUCUCAAGGAUCAUCCAGAAGACUUCUGCCAGCUUGCGAUACGACAAAUACAACAACCUCCGUCUGAAGUACAAUGAUGAAGUAGCCAAGGGGCAGCUAGACCAGGAAGGAGGACAUCCUGAUGGCCAAGAAACUCGAAUGGACAGUAUCAGCGUUGAUUUCCCCCAGUUCCGCGCCAUUUGUGACUCUGCCGAGUAUUACGCGCUUUAUAUCAUCGUCCUCGAUCUCCUUCUCUACAGCGAACCCCUUGAGAAGGUCCGGAGCGAACGUCUUGAAAGGAUCAUGCUUACCUCUGACUUCAGUGAUCUAAGAGGUGCUCCAGAGAUGGUCUACAAACUACAGUCUCGAAUUCGACAGCUAGAAGAGAUCAAGGACCAUUUCCAAAUUCAUGCCAAGUACCUAGACAAGCGCGGUUGGGAGGAUCGAUUGAUCCUGGAGAGGGAUAUUGCUCGUUGUGAGGAUGAGCUGUUCUUCUUGAUGAAGGCAAUCACUACUUCGCAACGGAAAGUCGAGCCCACAACGUCAAAUGCCACGGGUCUUCUACGCUGGAAUAUCUCUGCCACUGAGAUCGUUUGGCACUUAAUGAAGGAUGAGUCGGAGCCUCUGGUCGAAUUCCAACUGCGCAAUGCAGAAUACGACCGCACUGAUAAUAGCGAUGGCUCGAAUCAUAACCAAGUUGCCGUUGAACGGGUGUACGGUUUGAACCUCUUGCCAGAUGCCGUAUAUCCACAGAUUAUCGUACCUUAUCUUGACCAGGCUCGACGUCUUGAGGGCCCGGAUGACUACAUGGUCAAGGUGAAGUGGCAUAUGCUCGAGGCUGUUGCUGGAAUUCCUGUUGUGGAUGAAUUUGAAGUCUCAUUGUUCCCGCUGAAGAUCCAGUUGGAACAUGAGCUUGGACAGAGGGUAUUCGAGUACAUGUUCCCUAAUGUCGGCUCGAAUGCCUUUGAGAACGGUGGUUUCUCGCCUUUCAUGAUCAAGAACGUUAAACCCUUGGAAGAUUCGGAUUCCGAAGAGGGGUCACCCGCAAUUUCUACCGCCGACUUCCCCGAACACAGUGAUGCAUCUGGGGAUGAUACGGCGAAGGGCCCUAGUCCACUCGAGCUGAGGCUCCAACCUACGUUGUCGCUAUCCGAAAACCCACGCAUUGAACGCCGCCCUACGCAGCUCAAGGGCCUCUCAAUGACCCCUAUUCACAAGGAUAAGGAUAAUCGGCCCCAGACUCGGCCUUCUAAUACACUUUUGAAGAAAAAGUCGACAGACAGCCUCAAGGUUUUGUCACGGCAGGCAACUUCAAUGUCAACCACCAGUGUCAACGCGAACGACGAAAAGGGCAAGAAAUUCGGCUUGGGUAUAAUGGGCCACAAGAGCGGGAAGGGAGGCAAGAAGGGUGUUGAUGACUUUGCCCAGAUGAUGGCUCGUGCAUCAAACUACAUGACGCUCGCCCACGUCAGGGUCCAGGACGUGGUCCUUUGCGUUAGCUACAAGGGUAGAGCAGAGCAUAAUAUCGAGGAUCUGCACGACUUCGUCUUCAGACUUCCCAUCCUCGAGUACCGGAACAAGACAUGGUCCAACCUCGACCUGGCAUUGCGACUCAAGAAAGAUGUCAUCAAGGCUCUCAUCUCCCACACGCCUGCAAUUCUAGGCAACAAGUUCUCCCACCACCGUCCCUCUAAACAGCAACUGAAACGCUAUCGCGAGCUUGCGUCUUCGUCUCAGGUCCUUAAUAACCAAGACAACCAAACUCCAGCUACUGAGAACGGCCAAAGCCCUAGCAUGCUUAGUGCGGAUUCCAGCAGUGGGUAUAACUCAGAAUCGCAAUCUCAUCGCUCAUCUCCUCUCGGGCGGUCGAAUUCUCUAGGAUCUAGUAUGUAUAGUGGCCAAGACCAGAGUGGGCUGUUCCUCGAUUCUCGCUCUGCGAGUGAAGUCGAUGUUGACGCUCGCUGGGAACAAUCCCGACGUAUCGUCUACCCUCCCAACCGACCUAUGACAUCUCACACCACCAUUACGCGCUCUGAUACCGCACGGAAAAUAGGCGACUCGGAAGAUAGCUCCAAGUCGACGAUUCGCAACUUUGGCCGCAAGCUGAUACCCGGUCGAAAGUGA
Aspergillus versicolor CBS 583.65 is the source of this 8646-nucleotide messenger RNA. Its product is annotated as FMP27 family protein. Lineage: Eukaryota; Fungi; Ascomycota; Eurotiomycetes; Eurotiales; Aspergillaceae. The transcript is spliced from 3 exons. Bases 1 to 8646 code for a protein of 2881 amino acids. The record is from RefSeq and is a predicted model, not a curated record.